UUCGACGAGAAGGGCCCGGCGAGUCCAGAGGUGGUGCGCUCAGGUUCGGCGGCGACCAAAGGCCAAGGCGGAAGUGGGACAGCCACCCCGGGAAACGGGGGCGAGGGAUUGACGGACGCGGGACACCGAAGAGGGGCCCAGGACUGAGGAAGGGCGCGAGUGACAGUCCCAGAGUGAAGAGAUAGGGCAAGGCCAGGCGCAGGGGUCGGUGGUCUGGGCAUCCAGGCUGGAAAAUGCACAAGAGGAAGGGACCCCCGGGGCCCCCAGGCCGAGGCGCCGCUGCCGCCCGCCAGCUUGGGCUGCUGGUUGACCUCUCCCCAGAUGGCCUGAUGAUCCCCAACGAUGGAGUUAACGAUGAGGAACUGGAGGCCGAGUUCUUUGCCUUGGUGGGUGGCCAGCCUGCAGCCCUGGAGAAGCUCAAAGGCAAAGGUCCGCUCCCCAUGGAGGCCAUAGAGAAGAUGGCCAGGUUGUGCAUGCAGGACCCGGAGGAGGAGGAAGAGGAAGGGACAGACGAGGAUGAUGUGGAGGCUGACGAUGACCUGCUGGCGGAGCUAAAUGAGGUCCUCGGAGAGGAGCAGAAGGCUUUGGAGCCCCCACCACCCGUGGCCCAGCCGAAGCCCUCAGCGCCCCGCCCUGGCUUGGAGGCCACUUUGCAGGAGAGGCUGACCCUCUACCAGCUAGCAAUGGAAAGCGCCCGGCAGGCUGGGGACAGUGCCAAGAUGCGGCGCUACGACCGGGGCCUGAAGACACUGGAAAACCUGCUGGCCUCCGUGCAGAAGGGCAACGCCAUCGAUGAGGAGGAUAUCCCGCCACCUGUGGCUGUGGGGAAGGCCCCAGUGACUAGCCACAACCUCUCACCCCCCAAGCCUGGCCCUGCCAACCCGCCAACCCUGGAGCCUAGGACUGCCCUGGAGGGCCCUCUGCCUACCACUCCUAAUUUGUCCCCGGGCUCUACUCAGCCCCAGCUGGCUCCAGGUCCCUGCGGCUCUGGCCCCCUGGCCCAGUUACAGAGCCUCCAGCGGGAGUACAAGCUGGCUGCCCUCCACGCCAAGCAGCAGGGAGACACUGCAGCUGCCACCAGACACUUCCGCAUGGCCAAGAGCUUUGAUGCUGUGCUGGAGGCCCUGAGCCGUGGGGAGCCUGUGGACCUGUCCCACCUGCCCCCUCCACCUGACCAGCUGUCCCUAGAGCCACCAUCCCAGACACCACAGGCUCCAGCUCCCGCUACGGCCCUCGCCACGCCAGAGGUUCCCCCAGCCCCGCGGACCCUCCUGGAGGCGCUGGAGCAGCGGAUGGAGAGGUACCAGGCCGCUGCAGCCCAGGCCAAAGCCAAGGGUGACCAGCGGAAGGCGCGGAUGCACGAGCGUAUUGUCAAGCAAUACCAAGAUGCCAUUCGGGCCCACAAAGCCGGCCGAGCAGUGGAUGUGGUGGAGCUGCCCGUGCCCCCAGGCUUUCCCCCGAUACAGGGCCUGGAGGCCCCCGAGGCCGCCCAGCAGAGCCUGGUGGGAGUCCUGGAGACCGCCAUGAAGCUGGCCAACCAGGAUGAAGAGGCAGAGGACGACGAGGAUGAGGCACCUAAGAAGCAGCUCAACAGCACUGCGGCUCCCACAGCCCAGCCCAAGGUCCCGCCCUCAAGGACCCCCCAGCCUGGGGCUGCCAAAGCAGCCCCCAAGGGCACGUCCACCAGAGCCCAGCAGCAGCUGGCCUUCCUGGAGGGCCGUAAGAAGCAGCUGCUGCAGGCCGCGCUGCACGCCAAGCAGAAGAACGACAUGGAGGGUGCCAAGAUGCACCUGCGCCAGGCCAAGGGGCUAGAGCCCAUGCUGGAGGCCUCUCGCAACGGGCUGCCUGUGGACAUCGCCAAGGUGCCGCCCGCCCCUGUAAACAAGGACGACUUUGCGCUGGUCCAGCGGCCCGGCCCAGGUCUGUCACAGGAGGCCGCCCGGCGCUAUGGUGAGCUCACCAAGCUGAUCAGGCAGCAGCACGAGAUGUGUCUGAACCACUCGAACCAGUUCACACACCUGGGCAACAUCGCAGAGACCAGCAAGUUCGAGAAGCUGGCCGAGGACUGCAGGCGCAGUAUGGACACCCUGAAGCAGGCCUUUGCCCGCGGUCUGCCCACCCCUAUUGCCCGCUUUGAGCAGAGAACAUUCAGCAUCAUCAAGAUCUUCCCGGACCUCAGCAGCAACGACAUGCUCCUGUUCAUCCUGAAGGGCAUCAACCUGCCCACGCCCCCCGGACUGUCCCCUGGUGACCUGGACGUCUUUGUGCGCUUCGACUUCCCCUACCCCAAUGUGGAGGAAGCUCAGAAAGACAAGACCAGCGUGAUCAAGAACACCGACUCCCCUGAGUUCAAGGAGCAGUUCAAACUCUGCAUCAACCGCAGCCACCGCGGCUUCCGCAGGGCCCUGCAGACCAAGGGCAUCAAGUUUGAAGUGGUCCACAAGGGGGGGCUGUUCAAGACUGACCGGGUGCUGGGGACGGCGCAGCUGAAGCUGGACGCGCUGGAGACAGCAUGCGAGGUCCGCGAGAUCCUGGAGGUCCUGGACGGCCGCCGGCCCACAGGGGGGCGGCUGGAGGUGAUGGUGAGGAUCCGGGAGCCGCUGACAGCCCAGCAGCUCGAGACCACCACGGAGAGGUGGCUGGUCAUAGACCCCCCGCCUGCAGCCGCGCCCACACAGGUUGCUGCGCCCAAAGGGAAGGCGCCUCUCCUGCCUGCCCCUUCCAGGGAGCCAGGGAACAGGUCAGCCCGGCCCCUGCACAGCCUCAGUGUGCUGGCCUUCGACCAGGAGCGGCUGGAACGGAAGAUCCUGGCCCUAAGGCAGGCGCGGCGGCCGGUGCCCGCGGAGGUGGCCCAGCAGUACCAAGACAUCGUGCAGCGCAGCCAGUGGCAGAGGGCGCAGCUAGAGCAGGGAGGAGCUGGCAUCCGGAGGGAGUACAUGGCCCAGCUGGAGCGGCAGCUGCAGUUCUACACAGAGGCCGCCCGGCGCCUGGGCAAUGAUGGCAGCAGGGAGGCUGCGAAGGAGGCACUGUACCGGCGGAACCUGGUUGAGAGCGAGCUGCAGCGGCUCCGAAGGUGAGGGCCUGGCGGGGCGGGCGGCCCGGAUGAGAGGAGGAGCUCACAGGCCACCAACCCAAGACACGUGGACAAUCAGCGGACAAUCGGUUCUGGACUCAUCCUCUCCAGGCCCCCAGCCCAGCCAGGCCUCCCUGGCAGGGCCCCAGGGACUCCACCCUCAUGCCAGAGUCCUGUUUGCACAUCCCUGGGUGCCCACCUUGCUGCCCCAGAGCAGGAGGGCGGCGGGGACCAAGCCCCAAGGGCCUCUGCAAGCACUUUACUCCUGUCCCUCCCUGGCCUUAACCCUACAGCCCUCCAUACCCCAAAGAAGCCACCGAGGCUGGCGCCUGGGGCUGCACAGGCCUGGACACAGAAUAAAUAGCCAGGCCACACCCA
Molecule: messenger RNA, 3451 nt
Organism: Chinchilla lanigera (long-tailed chinchilla)
Lineage: Eukaryota; Metazoa; Chordata; Mammalia; Rodentia; Chinchillidae
Gene: Cc2d1a
Product: coiled-coil and C2 domain containing 1A
Exons: 29
Coding region: 234-3077 (947 amino acids)
Biological process (GO): regulation of transcription by RNA polymerase II
Cellular component (GO): nucleus
Molecular function (GO): RNA polymerase II cis-regulatory region sequence-specific DNA binding; DNA-binding transcription repressor activity, RNA polymerase II-specific
Source: RefSeq, a predicted model, not a curated record